Messenger RNA from Impatiens glandulifera, 3784 nucleotides. Its product is annotated as glucosidase 2 subunit beta-like. Gene Ontology annotation, cellular component: glucosidase II complex. The record is from RefSeq and is a predicted model, not a curated record. The transcript is spliced from 17 exons. Gene Ontology annotation, biological process: N-glycan processing. NCBI's taxonomy places the organism in Eukaryota, Viridiplantae, Streptophyta, Magnoliopsida, Ericales, Balsaminaceae. Bases 126 to 1940 code for a protein of 604 amino acids.
CGAUCAAUCUAGCCAUAUUCGUUAACUGAGGAAUCGAAGUUUUGUAAUGGUUUAGGACCUAUUGAGCUUUGAUUCAAGAACGUAAACCUGAAAUCAAUCAUAUUAAUCUAUUUGUUUUAGCAAGUAUGAAGCCAAGGAUUGGAUCAUUCUUCUUCUUUUACGUAGUCUUCGUCAUUGCCAGCUUCGGCAGGUCGGUUUCCAUUUCUUCCAAACAAUUCCUCGGAAUUGAUCCCCAAGAUGAGAACUAUUUCAAGGCUUUGUUAUCUUCCGAUUCAAUAAAAUGCAAGGAUGGAUUCAAGAAAUUCACUAAAUCUCAGCUGAAUGACGACUUUUGUGAUUGUCCUGAUGGAACUGACGAGCCAGGUACAUCGGCAUGUCCUAAAGGGAAAUUUUACUGCAGGAAUACAGGGCAUGCUCCUCUUACUGUAUUCUCUUCAAGAGUUAACGAUGGUAUAUGUGAUUGCUGUGACGGGAGUGAUGAGUAUGAUGGUCAAGUGAAGUGCUCAAACUCUUGCUGGGAAGCUGGAAAAGCUGCAAGAGAUAAAUUAAAGAAGAAGAUUGCAGUAUACAAGGAAGGACUGACCUUGCGCAAGCAGGAAAUUGAACAAGCAGGAUUGGCUUUAGCGAAAGAUGAGGCGGAGUUGUCACAACUGAAAAAUGAAGAGAAAACUCUCAAACCACUUGUUGAACAGCUUAAGGAGCAUAAGGAGCAGAUUGAAGAAGCAGAGGAGAAGGAACGGUUACAAAGAGAAAAAGAAGAGAGUAAAAAGAGAGAGGCUGAGGAAGCUGAAAAGAAGAAGAGUGGGUCCGUGGAGGAACCUGAAAUAGAAUCUAAGACUGUUGAAGAUGCUGAUCAUGACACAAUUGAUCUUGUAGAGGACCCUCCAAUGAAUGAGGAAAUGACAGAAGGCGAUGAUGACUCCGUAACUAAAUAUGACCAUACUGAAGUUGAAGGUUCACUAGAAAAUGAAGAACAAGAUGUCGACGUUCCAGAGAAGGUGGAAGAGGCACAUGCAGAUGAACAUGAUACUGAUAAAGAUGCAUCUGAAAAUACGGAGUCAAUGUCAAAGGAGGAGCUGGGUCGUCUUGUUGCUUCCCGUUGGACAGGUGAAAACUCUGGGGAGCAAAAUGGAGAAUUUGAUGAUGCAAAAAAUGAUAACCAUGAACUCUUUGAAGAGGAGCAUAAUAAUGCACAUGUCGAGGAACAUGAAGGGUAUGAUUCAGAAACUGAUAGUGACAGUCACAAAUACAAUGAUGGUGAAGAGGAAGACCAUGAUUUUGGAGUCGAGCAUGAUGAUUCUUUUUCUUCAUACAAGUCAGAUGAUGAAAUUGACUUUGCAGAGACAGGAGCCGCAAGCAACCCAACUUGGUUGGAGAAGAUACAAAAAACUGUUCAAAGCAUUCUAAACUCUGUUAACUUGUUCAAGACUCCUGUUAAUAUAAAAGAUGCUGCUCGUGUCAGGAAAGAUUAUGACGACUCCAGUGCCAAGUUGUCCAAGAUACAAUCCAGAAUAUCAAAAUUAACCAAAAAGCUAAACCAAGAUUUCGGGCCAGAGAAGGAGUUUUAUGCUUUCUAUGAUAAAUGCUUUGAGAGCAAGGAGAGCAAGUACGUGUACAAAGUUUGUCCCUUUAAACAAGCUUCUCAGGAGGAGGGGCACAGAACCACUCGUUUGGGGAAGUGGCAGAAAUUUGAGGAGUCAUACAGAGUUAUGGUAUUCUCAGAUGGUGAUAGUUGUUGGAAUGGACCAGAUAGAAGCAUACAGGUUAGACUAAGGUGUGGAUUGAAGAAUGAGGUAACGGAUGUUGAUGAACCUAGCCGUUGCGAAUAUGUGUCCCUUCUGUCUACCCCAGCUGUCUGUUCUGAAGAAAAGCUGAAGGAGCUUGAACAAAAACUCGUAUUUUUGAAUAAGGAGAAACCACAGGGCCACGAUGAACUCUAAAACCGGUUUGUACGAGAAGUGCUACCGAGGCUGGAAGAGGAAGGCGAUGAAAACAAACUACUGAGAGGCCACGGUAUAGGCAUCGAGAAACGCCUCCUGUUUCCAUCAUCGACUCCUCCAUUGACAUCAACAGCAGCAGCAGCCAUAAUAUCAUUAUUAUCAACUUUUGGUUCAUCCAAAGGAAGUUGAUACCUGCAAACCGGACAUGAGCUAUGAAGCUCAAGCCAAGGGAGAAUACAUCCACUAUGGAACUUAUGCUUACAAGGCAUUUCUUUUGCUUCCUUACCAACCUCGAAAUCAUCCAAACAGACUGAACACUGCGACAAGUUAUCAUUUAUUCUCACGCUCGGCAUAGUUUCCACCACCGCUUUCUGAGCAGGUGGGGUCCCGUAUCGAUUAGGGUCGUUUUCCGCCAAGUGUUGCAGCAAUAAGUCUAGCCCUGGUCCAACAAAGUAAUCGCCCAAAGACCCAAUUCGAUGGUUAUGGUUCCUGUUUUCCGAACCGAACGAAGGACCGUUUAGUAUGAUAGAAUGGUCAAACGGGUUGAUCAAGAUGGAAUUCUCUCGAUCGGAUGAUUCCCUCCUUCUGUUGUUGUCUGCUUCUGAUAACAUCCCUGCUCGAAUUCCUUGGAGGAGUUGAAGAAUCGUGGCGGAGCUCCUCCUCCUCCUUCUCGGGUCAAUCGAUUCAACCUCAUGAUGACUCUGAUUGUUGUUGUUGUUUUCAUCAUCUUCUUCAUCUGCUAAUUCAAGUCUUCGUCUUAACCUCCUUCUACGCCUCGGAUUGCUCAUCAUGCCUAGCAAGAUGGGCGCCCAAAGGGAGAGCGCCCGAUCAGAUUCAGAUCCUCCAGAUCCCGCUGUUCCUAAGAAAUCUGAGAAAUCUUCUUCCCUAGAGGAGGAAGAUGAAGAGUCAACCACGCCGGAGGAGGCUAUAUCUUCUACAAAUCCACCUUGACAUAAUGGGCAUUGGACCAUCUCAGCCCCGAUCCUGAUUGGAUUUAUAACAUGUUCACAAUUGUAACACCAAUACCUAUUCACGCCCACUCCUCCAUCCAUUUUCCAGUCUCAGUUCUAUCUUCUGCCACAGAGAAAUUACACAAAUUUAGGCACUUUCCUUCUUCUUCUUCUAUUCAUGCAUGAAAAAUGAUACAAUACAUUCAACAAGAAGAACCUUAUUAUAUGAUACCAUCAUUAUAUGAUAUGAAGCAGAGAAGCUUACCUUCAAAAGAGCAGAUGACCACCGAUCGAUCGAUCGAUAAGGGAAAUAAAUUUGUGAGCAGAUCUAGGAAUUUGGUAAUGGUCAAAAGCCUAGAAAGAUAUGAGACCAAUGAGUAUAGAAAUUUCUGCUGAUUUGGGGUUGGGAUUCGAGCUAUGAUUCAUUCAUUCAUUCAACUCUGGAUGAUGAUUGAAAACCCAGAAAUGAAAUGAAAUGAAAAAGUAGAAAGUUCUACCUUUGAGAAUUUAGGUUAAAGAAAGGAUCAGGAUUUUCCACCUUCCCUUUCUCUCUCUCUUUUUUGGUUGUCAAUGGAGAAAACAAUGAAAUGGGAAGGAAGAUCAAGAGAGAGAAAGGGGCGCUUACUGAAUUGGAAAAUCUCUCCUCCUUAUUUCUGAAUGUUUCUCUUUCUCUCUCUUGAUCUAUCCCUUUCUAUCUUUCAAUGUUUAUUAUGUAUUUGAUGGUGAUAGGUUAAGUCAUGGCCAAGACGAUGAUCAAAAACCUACCUUCGUUAACAAUUACUAUUUUUUUUAAUUAUUUCCUUUUACACAUUUCACUAUUUAUAAUAAUAAUAAUAAUGGAAAACAUUAACAAAUCACCCUUUUAUUGACCCAAAGUAGGGUUAAUUUGAUCUA